This is a messenger RNA of Stegastes partitus (bicolor damselfish), 2499 nucleotides long. It is a transcript of the gene ccdc177, whose product is annotated as coiled-coil domain containing 177. The transcript has a single exon. NCBI's taxonomy places the organism in Eukaryota, Metazoa, Chordata, Actinopteri, Pomacentridae. The record is from RefSeq and is a predicted model, not a curated record. Bases 1 to 2499 code for a protein of 832 amino acids.
AUGGUCGACCCCUCGGAGGCUGAGGAGCAGAACAAGUGCAAAGGCCCGCACCUGGACCCGCCAGCUGUGGCCGCCGAAGACCCCAGACUGCCGGAACAAGCCGACGGCACCACGACGGAGGAAGAUGGGGAUGCCGGUUUUGAGACGCCGCCCACCGGCAGCUCCGAGCCGAGUCCGUGCCACGUUGCAUCUCCGCCUGAGGCCUCCUCUCAGGCACCUCAGCAACCACAGACUGACAGAGAUCCGUCUCCCAAGUUGCACCUGGACCUGUACAACUUCGACUCGCCGGCUGCAGAGGGAAGCCGCUAUGUGCUAACAAGCCCCCGCUCUCUGGAGGCUUGUGCCCGAUGUGGGGUCAAACCUGUGGAGCUGCUGCCCCGCCCGCUCGCCGAUUUCGCCCGUGAGGCUCCGGGCCGAUCCAUGCGAGUCGCCACCGGAUUGUUUGAAGUCUACGAGCGGGACAGACAUGCUAAACUGAGGCAGUGCCGGGAGGAGAGGGAGAGGAUUGUAAGGGAGGAGAAACGGAGGAUUCUGCAGGCGGCGGUGAACAGCAGCAGCAGCGGCGCAUCAUCGACCUCCGUGGACAAAACUCCUUCGGGCUCCAGUCCUAAAUCUCAAAGCUCAGGCCCUGAUGCAUCCUCCAGAGCCACCGCAGCUUCUAAAACUAUUUUAUCUAAGACUCCCGCCUCCACUCUUAGUACCUCACCUAAAUCUGCCCAUCCAGGAUCUACGCCACCUUCAAAAACCAGUUCCACAACCUCCACACCUUCCUCCAGGGGUGGACUUCAAGGCUCAGCCAAACAUCCUUUCUCCUCAUCGUCCGAACAAAUAAAAACCACCCGGCCGCUCUCGUCUGGUCCUCCGCCGGUGGUCCGCAAGUCUUCAGGCGGUAAACCCUCAAACACUUUCCCCAGAUCAACACCCAAACCUCCCUCCUUCCCCAGAGCCAACACCACGUUGACAUCCUCAGUGUCGAAGCCUGCAGUCCAGAGCACCGGGACGCCUCUGAACGGUGUAACUAAAGGGCCGUUUUCUCAGCACAAUGGGCACCUUGGAUUUCACUCCAAGGUGCGAGGAAAAAGCCAUUCACUGGAGUCACUACAGCGAAGGGUAGAUCCCAUCUGUUCCUCAACCUCCACCACCACAACUACAACAACGUGCACCUCGUCUGAGUCAGGUGCUUCCUCCUCUUACAGUUGGGAUGGUGUAAGAGAUCACUGGGCUAAAGUCUCCAGUCCCCGAGCUCGAACGCUGGCCACCUUCAACUCUCUUAUGGGUCGCAGCCUGAGCCUCGGCGACCUGAGCCACUCUCCUCAGACCACGCAGAAGGUGGAGCGCAUCGUGAAGGAGGUGAAGCGCCGAGGCCUGAAGGCCGUGUCCGAGCGCGACCGCAAGAUUGCAGCGUUGAUGCUCGCCAGAUAUCAAGAGGAGGACAUCAUGAGUCAGACUCGGUACGUCGCUCACCUUCAGUGGGACAGCGAGCGCCGGAUGGAGGAGCUGCGACGGGAGCAGGAGGACCGGGAGAAGCAGCGAGCGGUGCUUCAGUGUCAGCGAGUUUGGCAGACGCAAGUGUCGAUACGUCAGCGACGGCUGAGCCAGCAGGAGCGAGAAUCAGCAGCUGCCAAACUGCGACAGGCUGAGGAGAACGAAGAGCGAUGGAGGGAGCUGGCAGAGCAGCAGGAGCGAAGCCGACUACUGAGGCUGCAGCAGGCGGCCAGAGAGGAGAAGCACAAGAAAGCUCUUCAGGAGCAGAACCUGAAGGCCCUGGAGGAGGAGAGGGCCGCCAUGCUGGAGCAGGAGAGGCUGCUGCUGAAGGAGAAGCUCACCAUGGCCGAGCUGAAGAGGCAGGAGAAGGAGCACCAGUCCCAGGAGGAGCGACGAGGCCUGAACAAAGCCGAGAAGAGACGCCACGCCGCCCUGAUACAGGAAAUCGCCCGCAGAGAGCAGGAGGAGCGUGACGAGGCCAGGAGGGCAGCGGAGGAGAAGCUGAGCCGCUCGCUGGAGAACUACGAACAGAUUGUUGAGCGUCGAGGACUGGAGCUGAAAGAAAAGGCAAAGCGUGAGGAGAAGCAGAUCCAGAAAGCUAGAAAGGCUGCGGAGAAGCGCGAGAAGCAACAGCAGCUGCUUCUAGAAGCUCGGGUGAAGGAGGCGGAGAAACGAGCCCAACAGGCGGCUCUGGUGGCCGAAGAGAGGGCCAAGGAGAAAGCCCAGCGAGCCAUCCAGAGCCGGCAGGAGAAGGAGCGACUGCAGAAGCUCAACAGGCAGCGAGUGGAGGACGAGGAGAAGCAGAGGAGGCUGGAGCUGCUGCAGUCCAUCGAGAGGAAGCUGGAGAAGAGCGAGCAGAUCUUCAAGGAAAAGAGGGCGGUGCUUGAGAGCGCCCGGUCCGUCGCUCGGGCCUCCUUCCAUGUUCGAGACAAAGUGCGGGAGGAGACCAACAUGCGUACCUUUGAUAAAAUGGCCCUGGAAGCUCAGCUCAAAGCCAGCCUCGAUGAUAAAUAA